Molecule: messenger RNA, 2048 nt
Organism: Drosophila serrata
Lineage: Eukaryota; Metazoa; Arthropoda; Insecta; Diptera; Drosophilidae
Product: transcription factor grauzone
Biological process (GO): regulation of transcription by RNA polymerase II
Cellular component (GO): nucleus; nucleoplasm
Molecular function (GO): RNA polymerase II cis-regulatory region sequence-specific DNA binding; DNA-binding transcription repressor activity, RNA polymerase II-specific; zinc ion binding
Source: RefSeq, a predicted model, not a curated record
ACCCGUCAGCUGUGCCACAGAUCGCAUUUAUUUGAUAAAUAAAACGCAUUUUGUGCGCACUUUUACACAUUUACAACGACAAAUGCCGUGUUUUUUGUGCACUCAGCAUGUGGACGACGAUGUGGGCAACAUAGUGUUCACCUCCGAAGAGGCUAACUUAUUGGGCCUGCAAUCUAUCAUCGAGAAACAUUUCUGGCUUCGGAUUCAUGACUCAGGCAGCGGGUACGUGUGCGGCGCCUGUUGGGAGCAGCUGCUGCUCUUUCACAGUUUCUAUCUCAGCGUGGAGCAAGCCCACAAGGCGCUGGAGCAGACGACCCAUGUGACGUUGCCUUCUUUUCCCCCAGAAGUGGUUUCGGCAAUUCUGGGAGAAGGAGAAGGUGUGGUGAAGAGCGAGGAUGUUGAGAGCGUCGCGGCUACCGUCAAACGCCGCCGGGGACGUCCCCGCAAAACGGACGCAAAGGAAGCCAGCGAGGACCUUAAGACCGUAUUGGAGCAGAUCAAUCUAAACGAGAUCAAAAUUGAAUAUCCCGAGACUGAUCUGACCGUAGCCGAUGUCUUGGAAGACCAGAAAGAGCACGACUACGUGCCCAGCGAUUGCGGCAGUGAGCAAGAUGGUGUCGAAGACAUGGAGGAGGAGCAGCCGAAGCCGCCCAAGGUCUUGCGAAAGGCUCGAGGGCGUCCCAGAGGACGUGGACGUGGCCGUGGACGGGGAAAAGUGCGACUGGCUGAGCGACCAAAGAGAACCGGUGUGCCAAACAUGGAGAAAUCGAAGGAGUUCAACGAGUACAUUAGGGAGCACUUUAAGGUGCACUGCCCCGUCUGCAACUUGCCUAUGGAGGGCUUUUCGGAAAUGUUAGUGCAUGUGCGACGAGAGCACAACCAGCGUGGCUACUCCACAUGUUGCAACAUCAAGUUCUGGAAGCGGGGCGUCCUCGUCGAUCACUUGCGUCGUCACCAGGAUCCGGAACUCUUCAAGUGUACCAUCUGCUCUCGCGUUAUGGGCCAGCGCCGCAGUCUAGAGCUGCACAUGCGAAUGCACGAGGUUAAGGCGAAUGGACGCCUCUACCAGUGCGAACAUUGCUCCAAAAGCUUCUACAGUUCGGUGGUGUGCGAGCGACAUAAACUAACACACAUUCCCAGGGAUCUGUGGCAGAUCAAGUGCACACACUGCGAGAAGACUUUUCCCACUCAGUAUACGAUGAAGCAGCACGUGAAGCUGGUCCAUUUAAAUUUAUACGCCAGGAUCUGUGACGUUUGUGGAAAAUCCAUCCGUGGAAGGGAGGCCCUGGCCCGCCAUAUGGAGGAGCACACAGGAGUGCCACUAGCACCUAUCAGCUGUCAUCUUUGUGACUCAAAGCUGACCACCAAGUAUGGUCUGGCCCGGCAUAUAAAAAUGAUGCACACCGCCGAGAACCUUCAGCCGAUGCAGUGCGAGCACUGCCUCAAGAUUUCGCCCAGUCUGCAGGCGCACCAGCACCACAUAACGUACACCCACAACACAGCACGCACUCACCAGUGCCCGAUGUGCGAGAAGGCCUUCAAGCGACCCAACGAGUUGAAGGAGCACAUGACCACCCAUACCGGAGAGGUCCUAUACACCUGUCCCCACUGUCCGCAGACCUUCAACUCAAACGCGAAUAUGCAUGCCCAUCGAAAGAAGGUACAUCGCAAGGAAUGGGAGGAGAAUCGCCAAAGGCGUAAUCACCAGCCUCGAAAAACUGACACGAUCAUUGCCGUAAGCGUUCGCAAGACGACGGAGGCACGGCUCGAUGGAGAGGCAAAGGCUGCUCCAGCGAUAGCAGCAAGCCCUGGAGCUGAGUGCUAGCCCUUGGUGACCCUUUGACCUAAUAAAAACCAAAAUAAGACACCGCGGAUGUUGUUGUAAUAACUAAUUAAUUGAAAACCCCUGCUCAGAUGAAAUCAACCGCCCAUAACCGGUUUGUUCGACAGCAGGCCGAUCAUCGUGAACUGGUAUAACGGACAUCGGAGCCGGCGUUAUCAGCGAUUAAGGUCGAAUCUGGUAAUUUAUAAACGCAUAUAGCACAUGG